Colletotrichum graminicola M1.001 is the source of this 1046-nucleotide messenger RNA. RefSeq lists its product as uncharacterized. The transcript has 4 exons. The record is from RefSeq and is a predicted model, not a curated record. The coding region runs from base 23 to 799 and encodes 258 amino acids. Lineage: Eukaryota; Fungi; Ascomycota; Sordariomycetes; Glomerellales; Glomerellaceae.
GGAUGUUUAUGACAUACGACACAUGCUUUUCACACAGGCCCUUGGCGCUGACUUGUUCUUGUUCAACAACCCCCGUAUCCGCCGAAUCCUAGAGUUUGGGACUGCGACUGGUAUUCUGGCUAUCGACGCCGCCGAUCGAAAAGGAGAUGAAGCAACUAUUGUGAGUGUCGAUCCAUGCCAGGCACACCCCGAGAGCUACCCAUCGAACAUUGUAUUUUGUCAAGCCCAAGCCGAUGUGCUCCGUGGUUUCAGUCCGAAUCAUUUCGAUGUUGUCCGUAUCUCGGAUCGCCCCGGCCUCCAGUUUGACACAAACCGGCUGUACGCGGAAGCGUACUCUCUUCUCAGGCCACGUGGCCAAGUCGAAGUGAUUCAUCUUGAAAUAGCUCCCGGGUUCACUGGUCGUUCGCCACCUGAUGAUUCCAAGCUGGCCUAUUGGUGUUACCGCUUCCAGCUGGCUUUGGAGGAGCUCGGGGCGCCACAACUACUGGUCGGUGAUACCGCAAACCAAUUACGUGCGGCCGGUUUCAUUCAAGUGACUACAGAGAAGAUUCGUCUGCCAACCUGUUGGCCGCCGGAUGAUACAGAAACGUACGAGCUCGGUCGAUGGCUGAACCUAUUUCUCCGGCGCUUCGUGGAAAGCAUGACGCCCCUAGUGUUUGGUCAGCUGCUUGGCUGGGAGAGGGAGCGGUUUGCUUCAUUAGUGGAUGAAGUCAGUAUUGAGAUGUCAACAUUGACAGUCGGCGCAUACAUGGACCUGUAUUUUUGGAAGGGGAUAAAAGGACCGACCGGGCCAAUGUGACUUUCCUUUUGAACCAUUGUAGCUACGGCUCCAAGCAAUACUAGAGAUGUUGAAAACAAUGCAGGAAGGUUGGCUAGAAAGAUUUCUUUAGAAAACAAAAGACCACCGCCGGACCCGUUACAAGCCACGCGUAGGCAUUCGAGCCUGAUGGACCUACCGCCACCACUAAGUCCUUGAUUGAGUUCUUAUUGGGUGUAGGCAGCAACCCUCACUUAAGCUAGGUAAUUUGACUUUGUAUUUUCGCAUU